AUGUAUGCGUUGUUUACCCCCAACGCGGAAGGUCCCUUCCCCGACAUGCUCCAACAACCAUACUACCAUGCCAUGAUACGAUCUAUGAUCCUCUUCAAUUGCGAUCUAUGGAGUCUUGGCAUUCUCGGCAUACCGAACUAUAUUCCUUGGCACCUCGGUCCGAUCAUCGGCUGUUCCAAGGCUUUGAGCCCCACUGUUUGGGUCCCAGGAGAGAAAAAUCGGCUCUAA
Penicillium coprophilum is the source of this 228-nucleotide messenger RNA. RefSeq lists its product as uncharacterized. The record is from RefSeq and is a predicted model, not a curated record. NCBI's taxonomy places the organism in Eukaryota, Fungi, Ascomycota, Eurotiomycetes, Eurotiales, Aspergillaceae. The transcript has 2 exons. Bases 1 to 228 code for a protein of 75 amino acids.